AGACAGACUUUUUUGCCUUGUCGAAUUGCAAGAUCAAUAAUAAGUAAGAGCUUAUAACACUUUUUGCCACAAUUGCUGUACCCAAGAAGAGCAUAACAACAUCAAUUACAGAACAGCGAGGUAGAACCUUGCACGUCUAAGCUAUAAAAAUACAACAGGUGCGAUUAUCGCCGGCUUCCAAACAACUUUGGUUAGUGUUUUGCUAUUCACUUUCUAAGAUUUUUUUUUAGAUGGUUGUUUCUACUGCACAUGCCACAUGCUUCUAUUGCCUCACAUGUUUUGUACUGUAUAACGUAAUUUACUGCGUUGCAAACUUCUUAGAUGGUGUUUACCAUUUACGAAACUAGUAGUACACGCCUACAACAAAGUCAAGCCCUUUUUCUAAUAUUCUACCAUCCUGUAUAGGAAGACUAAAGCAAUGUCUCAUAGUAUCAGCUUGUGCAUUGUAGUUGCUAUACACUCUCCUAAAGUUCUUGACCAAUUCAUCAUGUUUUAGUAGAGAAUCCUGCGUCCAAAACUCAGAUUUUUGUCUCUGGCGAUGAGUAGUGUAUUCAGAUCUAUUCGAAAUUAACAACUGAAAAAAAAAGGUUGCGCAGUAUGAAUUCAGAUCUUUAGCUCUUCUGCUAUGACAAAUAAAUUGUCUCUUUCAAGCAAGUGUAACCACCACCCAAGAAUAUGAUAAUCGUCUGCAAAUAUUUUUUGGUAUUGGUUCCAAAUGACUGAAAAAUAUCAGCUGUCCAGCUAGUUGAUGCUCACCCUGAAACAAAACCCACACAUGUUUUUUGGUAUCUUUCGUUGUGGGGUCAUCAAAGUCGCAACAAAUUAUUGGCCAAAAAUACAACAGGAUAUGGGGUCAGAGGGUGACAGGAAUAAAACAACGAAAUAUACCAUUCAAGUGGUGGCUGGGCCUCAUCCAGCCACUUCAUAGAAAAAAUCUAACUCAUCCAGAGAAUCAAAUCCAAGGUUUACAUAAUACACUCUCUCCUCCAUCCCUCCAAGAACUCUGAAGAAGAGCUCCGAUAAAUGGACAUGAAGAGGGUGGUGGGCAUCGUCGGCGCCGGCGUGAGCGGCCUGGCAGCCUGCAAGCACGCCAUCGACAGGGGGUUUAGCCCGGUGGUGUUCGAGACCGAUGAAACCAUCGGUGGAGUGUGGGCGCAUACCUUGGAGUCGACGAGGCUCCAGGCGCCCACGACGUCGUUCCGGUUCUCGGACAUGGCGUGGCCGGAGAGCGUGACGGCGACGUACCCGGGCCACCAUGAGGUCAUGGAGUACCUCAGGUCGUACGUGUGCGAGUUUGACCUCCUCAAGUGUAUCAGGUUCAGUAGCCAGGUUCUCGGGGUUGAAUACCUUGGUGUGGCGGAGGAGGAGAUCAUGGGGUGGGAGCAGUGGUCUGGUGGCGGGAAGGCGUUCGGAGCUGAGAAGGGUGGACGGUGGUGCCUCACUAUCAAGGACUUGAAAACCGGUAACAUCGAGGUUUUUCAAGUGGAUUUUCUCAUCCUCUGCAUCGGAAGGCACAGUGGGGCACCAAAUAUCCCAAAAUUUCCAGCAAACAAAGGGCCUGAGUUGUUCAAGGGGAAAAUAUUGCACUCAAUGGACUACUCUUACAUGGAUAAUGUGUCUGAAUUUGUCAAAGGGAAGAGUGUGACGGUAAUUGGGUCUGGAAAAUCAGCAUUCGACAUAGCUGCAGAGGUUGCCAAGGUGAAUGGUACAGCUCAGCCAUGCACCAUGAUAUAUCGAACGAAGCACUGGCGGGUUCACAAAUUUAGCAUAUGGGGAUUUCAACUAAGUUACUUCUAUCUUAACCGCAUCUCCCAACUUCUACUUCAUAAACCUGGUGAAGGAUUUCUGCAUUAUAUUCUGGCAAGUGCACUCUCUCCCUUGAGAUGGGCAAUUACAAAACUAAUUGAAGCAUACUUCAAGCGCAGCAUUCCUCUACAGAAACAUGGGAUGGUACCUGACUACAGCUUCUCCUUCGCCAUGUCAUCUUGCUUGAUUGCAAUGUUACCAGAAGGGUUCUAUGACAGGGUUGAUGAGGGCAGUAUUGUUCUCAAGAAUUCCAAGAGGUUCAGCUUCUAUAACGAUGGGAUCAUCUUGGAGGAUGCAAAUGAAUGCAUAAAGAGUGACAUUGUAAUUCUAGCUACAGGAUUCAGAGGAGACCAGAAGCUUAGGGACAUCUUCACAGCAAACUGGUGUAGAAAUAUAGUGGCAGGAUCAUCAGAUACAUCAGUUCCUCUAUACAGAGAAUGCAUCCAUCCUCGAAUCCCUCAGUUGGCGAUAGUUGGAUACUCAGAGAGCCUCUCCGACAUAUAUGCCUCGGAAAGGAUGGCCAAUUGGGUAACCCACUUCAUGGCUGGUGGCUUCCAGUUGCCAAGCAUAAGAUGCAUGGAAGAGAGCGUAGCAGAGUGGGCAAAGUACAAGAGUCGUUACAACGGGAAGUAUUUACGCAGAUCGUGUAUAAGCACCGUGAACAUCUGGUUUAACGAUUUGUUGUGCAAAGAUAUGGGAUGCAACCCUAGAAGGAAGAAAGGGUUCCUGGCUGAAUGGUUCCAGCCAUAUGGACCCGCUGAUUAUGCAAACCUUUCCUUAAGACAAUAGCAAAUUUGUCACUAGUGUAUUCAUAGAAAAAGAAGAAGGUGCAAGAUUUGGUACCUUGAGGGCUCUACAGAUGAUUUUAGCAAGUCUUUGCUUUUCCGAGAAUAAUUCUACAAUUUUCUGCAUAAAUUUAAUUAAAGCAUCUCCUAAGAUGAUUUUUGCUCU
Molecule: messenger RNA, 2757 nt
Organism: Lolium perenne
Lineage: Eukaryota; Viridiplantae; Streptophyta; Magnoliopsida; Poales; Poaceae
Product: probable flavin-containing monooxygenase 1
Molecular function (GO): NADP binding; N,N-dimethylaniline monooxygenase activity; flavin adenine dinucleotide binding
Source: RefSeq, a predicted model, not a curated record